Molecule: messenger RNA, 1758 nt
Organism: Microsporum canis CBS 113480
Lineage: Eukaryota; Fungi; Ascomycota; Eurotiomycetes; Onygenales; Arthrodermataceae
Product: SCF E3 ubiquitin ligase complex F-box protein grrA
Exons: 3
Coding region: 1-1758 (585 amino acids)
Molecular function (GO): protein binding
Source: RefSeq, a predicted model, not a curated record
AUGGCUUGCCGCUCGCGUCCUCGAGACUCGAGGGGUGACUCGUCUUCCUCAACCUCCCCGGAGCGGGCCAUCGAUGAAGACAAUGAUUUCUUCAUGCUCGAGGCAAACGACUCACAGUCGUCGAUAGGAGUUGGCAAUUUCCGAGACCUCCGCGUGGACUCUAGACGAGACCGGGAUAUUCCACUUCCACCGAUAUAUCGGCUACCUCCAGAGAUACUCAUUGCUAUAUUCUCGAGGCUUUCGGCCCCUUUGGACAUGUUAAAUUGCAUGAAAGUCUCGUCGAACUGGGCAGUGAAUUGUGUGGGCAUACUGUGGCACAGACCACUCUGCAAUACAUGGGAUAACCUACUCAAAAUAGCACACUCGAUCUCGGACGAAGACAGCUAUUUUCCAUACUACGAUCUAGUCAAGCGUCUCAACCUCACUACCCUCAAGGGCAAAGUCAACGAUGGAACAGUCUUUUCGUUUGUCAAGUGCAAACGCAUCGAGCGAUUGACUCUUACCGGAUGCAAGAAUGUGACGGACAAGGGUAUCUCAGAUCUAGUGGAAGGGAACCGUCAACUCCAGGCAUUAGACGUUUCCGAUCUCGAAUCCCUGACCGAUCACUCUUUGAACGUUGUGGCUGGAAACUGUUCCAGGUUACAGGGUCUAAACAUUACCGGGUGUGCAAACAUUACGGAUGAGUCUUUGGUGAACCUUGCACAAAGCUGCCGCCAACUCAAGCGGUUGAAACUAAACGGUGUCGUUCAACUCACGGACCGAUCCAUUCAAGCAUUUGCUAGCAAUUGCCCCUCUAUGCUCGAGAUCGACCUUCACGGUUGUCGACAUAUCACUAACACUUCGGUCAUUGCCAUUCUUUCCACAUUGCGAAACCUGAGGGAACUACGUUUGGCCCAUUGUAUCCAAAUCACCGACGAUGCCUUCCUGAAACUUCCCGAACACAUAAUCUUCGAUAGCCUCCGAAUUCUUGAUCUUACCGCUUGCGAGAGAGUCAAAGAUGAUGCUGUCGAGAAAAUAAUCGACUCUGCACCCAGACUGAGGAAUCUUGUGCUCGGGAAGUGCAAGUUUAUCACAGAUCGUGCUGUCCAGGCUAUCUGCAGAUUAGGAAAGAAUAUUCACUACAUUCACCUUGGCCAUUGCUCUAAUAUCACAGAUGCGGCGGUCAUACAGAUGGUGAAGUCGUGCAACCGGAUUCGCUACAUCGACCUGGCCUGCUGCAACCGUCUCACUGAUACAAGUGUGGAACAAUUGGCAACACUUCCAAAACUACGGCGGAUAGGCCUAGUCAAGUGCCAGGCGAUCACUGAUCGAAGUAUACUGGCGCUAGCAAAGCCUAGGUUUCCACAACAUCCAUUAGUCAGUGGCCUCGAGAGAGUACAUUUGAGCUACUGUGUCAAUUUGACCCUGGAGGGAAUACACUCUCUUCUUAAUUACUGUCCGCGACUAACUCACCUGAGUUUAACUGGUGUCCAUGCAUUUUUGCGGGAAGAUUUAACCGAAUUUUGCCGCGAUGCCCCAGAAGAAUUUACUCCUCUUCAACGAGAGGUAUUCUGUGUUUUCAGCGGUGACGGAGUUGGACGACUGCGAGACUUUCUUAACCAUUCUGCCCUUCGAGGGCGAGAAGGGGCAGCGGUAACCAUGUACGAUGAUGAUGAAUCUCCUGACGAGGUCGACAGUCAGCCAUCAGUAACCGGACUCCUGAAUGCUGCGGCUAUUAAUGAGGGAGAUGACCACCCGAUGGCAGGACCGCAACACUAG